CCGAACCCACCAGGACCGUCCGUGACCGUCGCUGUCAGUGGACGGUUCCACGGUUCCUCUCCCCCAUGGACGGAACCAGGAACCCACGCAUCCCCCGCCAGCCUUAGCCGAGCUGCGAGGCCUCUCUCCGGACAUGGACGAGCAGGCGGGCCCCGCGGUGCUCCUCGACUUGCCCGGCGGGGGCGGCGUCAAAGCGCCGCAGCCCGGCGACGGAGAGGCAGCCCGGGCUCAGUACAGCAUCCCUGGCAUCUUUCACUUCCUCCAGCACGAAUGGGCCCGCUACGAGGUGGACCGGGCCCAGUGGGACGUCGAACGCUCCGAGCUGCAGGCUCAGAUCGCAUUCCUGCAGGGAGAGCGCCGAGGUCAGGAGAACCUGAAGAAAGACCUGGUGAGACGCAUCAAGAUGCUGGAGUACGCACUCAAACAAGAAAGAUCCAAACAUCACAAGCUAAAGUAUGGCACAGAGUUGAUCCAAGGAGACGUCAAAGUACCCAGUUAUGAUUCAGAUGAAGCCAGUGAAGUGGAUAUGCACACUCUUUCAAACAGCAGUCAUCAACUGAGCUGGAAACAAGGACAACUGCUUCUCACACAGUACCUACAGGAAGUUGGCUACACGGAUGCCAUCUUGGACGUGAAAUCUCGGCGUGUACGUGCGUUGUUGGGACUUAGCGCCGAUGCAGAGGACACAACAGAGAGGCGCGAAUACGAAAGAGAACACGUGGUCAACAGUCCUCACGGCUCUGUGGCCAGCAGAGCUGACUCCUCCAGCUCCACUGCCAUUUUGGAGGCCUUCAAGCUGAUCGAGAACGCCGUCGCCAACUUCAGCGACGAGGAAGAGGACGACAACAGCAGCAGUGGCGAGGGGCGGGACACAGGAAUCCUCGAUAUGGUGAGGAGAAAGCAGUCACCUACGCCGCCAUCAACGACCUCUGACCUGAGUGACGACCCAGACACCGAGGAGGCUCUCAAGGGUUUCGACUUCCUAUCAAGCCAUGAGGAUAGUAGUCAAUGGGACAAGGAGACGGAGGUGGCAUGGGAUGUGGACGAGGGUGUGAUCACACAGCUGAAGGAGGAGUAUCGGCGGGAGCGCCGCAGCAAGAAGGGUGUCAAACGCCCAAACCGUUCUAAGCUCCAGGACAUGCUGGCUAACUUGCGCGAUGCCGAGGAGAUUCCCGCCACGCAGUGCCCGGCAACGCCCCCGGCUCGGCCCGCCCCCGCCACCAGACUCAAUGAGCACGAAGUGGAUGAGGGCGCCGCCUUCCUGCCGUCACCUGGCAAGUCAUUCAUUUUGGGCCGUGUGGAUGAUGCGGUCGCUAGUGACUUGGGACUUGGAGAACUGGCUGGCCUGACGGUUGCUAAUGAGGCUGAUGGACUCACCUACCCGUUAAGCAGCGGUCAGGAUGCGCUGAGGAAAACGUGGAACGCCAAAUUUACGCUGCGCAGCCAUUUUGACGCCCUCCGCGGGCUGGCCUUUCACCCGGUCGAGCCGGUCCUAGUUACCGCCUCAGAUGACGGCACGCUCAAACUAUGGAACCUCGACAAGACCACACCCACCAAGAAGUGUGCAUCCGUGGAUGUGGAACCAAUCUACUCGUUCAGAGGUCACAGUGGCGCCGUUCUGUGCGUCACCAUGAGCGGCAAUGGCGAGCAGUGCUUCAGCGGUGGCCUAGAUGGCACCAUCCAGAGCUGGAACGUGCCCUGCCACAACAGUGACCCCUACGACUCUUAUGAGCUGUCGGUCCUGAGGGGGGCGCUGUGUGGCCACACCGACGCAGUGUGGGGCGUGGCCUACAGCUCCAUCCACCACCGCCUCCUCUCCUGCUCGGCCGAUGGAACCGUACGUCUGUGGAACACCGCCACCGUUUCGCCAUCGCUUGCAGUUUUCAACCAGAGAGGAGAACUCGGUGUUCCGACGUCCGUGGACUUGUCGAGCAGCGAUCCGACUCACGCGGUCGCGUCCUUCUCCGAUGGCCAUGUCUGCAUCUUCGACAUGGAGACUCAGCAGCUGAUUCUCAAGAUGGAAUCGGCAGGAACUGCAGAUUCUCCUCAUCCAAUCAACAAAGUGCUUAGUCAUCCCACGCUGCCUGUCAGCAUUACGGCGCAUGAGGACAGACACAUACGAUUUUUUGACAACAACACGGGUAAGCUAGCACACUCCAUGGUGGCGCACUUGGAUGCAGUGACCAGUCUUGCUGUGGAUCCAAACGGAAUUUACCUCAUGUCCGGAAGCCACGACUGCUCAGUCCGUGUAUGGAACGUGUCGAGCAAGACGUGUAUCCAGGAGUUCACGGCCCACCGCAAGAAGUUUGACGAGUCCAUCCAGGAUGUGGCCUUCCACCCCGCCAAGUGCUACAUCGCUAGCGCGGGGGCCGACGCCCUGGCCAAAGUCUUCGUCUGACCGCCGUCUCACUGGCCCAAAUCCAUCUACUAUAGCGCAAGGGCGUAGGUUUGCAUAGGGACGGUAGGGACAAAACACUACCAACUUUUCAGGGUGCUCAAAUUGUCCCCACCAACUUUUAAGAAACUUUAUUUAAGUUAUAUUGUGGCUUCAGUUAUAUACAGUGGGGCAAAUAAGUAGUAAACCACUAAUUGUGCAAGUUCUCCCACUUGAAAACACAGACUUUCAACUCACUCCACAGAUUUUCUACGGGGUUGAGAUCUGGAGACUGGCUAGGCGUUCCUUACUGAACUAAUACAGAAUAUAAAUGAAUAGAUACAUUUCUAUGCAUUUUAAAAGUUUUGGGGAUGUCCUUUUUUUUCUCUGCCUGUACAACUUUGGGCGCUAGGGGGGGCGUCCCAUAUUAUUUCUGAAAGGUGGCAACCCUACCAUUUAUUUUAAGUAAAAAUUGCAAACAAGACCUUGAAAUGCUUCUUACGAAGCCACUCCUUUGUUGCCCUGGCUGUGUGUUUGGUAUCAUUGUCAUGCUGAAAGACCCAGCCACGUCUCAUCUUCAAGGCCCUUGCUGAUGGAAGGAGAUUUUCACUCAAAAUCUCUCGAUACAUGACCCCAUUCAUUCUUUCCUUUACACAGAUCAGUCGUCCUGGUCCCUUUGCAGAAAACUAGUCCCAAAGCAUGAUGUUUCCACCCCCAUGUUUCACAGUGGGUAUAGUGCAAUUCAGUAUUCUUUUUCCUCCAAACACGAGAACCUGUGUUUCUACCAAAAAGUUCUAUUUUGGUUUCAUCUGACCAUAACACAUUCUCUCAGUCCUCUUCUGGAUCAUCCAAAUGCUCUCUAGCGAACCGCAGAAGGGCCUAGAUGUGUACUUUCUUCAGCAGGGGGACACAUCUGGCAGUGCAGCAUUCGAGCCCCUGGCGGCGCAUUGUGUUACUGAUAGUAGCCUUUGUUACUGUGGUCCCAGCUCUCUGUAGGUCAUUCACUAGGUGCCCCCGUGUGGUUCUGGGAUUUUUGCUCACCGUUCUUGUUAUCAUUUUGAUGCCACGGGGUGAGGAGGGAGUUGAAAGUCCGUGUUGCCCAACGACAGCCCCAAAACAUCGCUGCUCUAGAGGAGAUCUGCAUGGAGGAACGGGCCAAAAUACCAGCAACAGUGUGUGAAAAGCUUGUGAAGAGUUACAGAAAACGUUUGGCCACCGUUAUUGCCAACAAAGGGUACAUAACAAAGUAUUGAGAUGAACUUUUGGUAUUGACCAAAUACUUAUUUUCCACCAUGAUUUGCAAAUAAAUUCUUUAAAAAUCAAACAAUGUGAUUUUCUGUGUUUUUCCCCCCCCCACAUUCUGUCUGUCAUGGUUGAGGUUUACCCAUGUUGACAAUUACAGGCCUCUAGUAUUUUCAAGUGGGAGAACUUGCACAAUUAGUGGUUGACUAAAUACUUAUUUACCCCACUGUAGGUCAUUUAGAUUGUCUUUUUGAUCAUAUGUUUUAUUUGUUGUAACUGACCCUACCAUUGUUAGGUGAAUUAUUUUCAUUAUGUUCAGACUUACAUGUACCUCUUUUCACUUGCUAAAUGUGCCGGUCCAUUUUUUCUUCCUAAACACACAUUUGAUUGGCUGAUGACCUGACCCCCCCCCCCCCCCCACACACACACACACACAUUAGAUAUUAGGGAUAAUAGACGUUUUUUUUUUCAGCCAGCAGCAGCCACUGUAAGAAAUGUAAAAAGACAUACAGUAAACGUUGCGGAAAAGGGGAACACCUCACUAAUUUUGCUCCUGAAAGUCCGACCUGCAUCAGAGUUAGCAUGACAUUUAACUGUAUGAACUAGCUAACCUGCAGAACUCGAGUAGGUAGCUGCUUAGAGAGAAGUGUCCUGCUGUUUAUGUUUUCUACUGUUAACGUUAAUUUAACUGUGUGAAAUGUAGUGAACCGGGUUUUACCCCCUUCUUCCCUGUUUUACUUUAUUUAAGUGAUCUUAAAGCAGCCCACUGAAGCUUUCAUUUUUUUGUUGUUUGGCUGUGCUUGUGGACAAAAGCAUUAGUUUUUUACCUGAAGGACGGCUCCAUUUUUAUUUAUUUUUUGAUACUCCCAGACAAAGACGUUUUUACGGUUAUAUUUAUUUUUAUUUAUUUUUUAGACAAUAUAGAGUGGUCUUAAGACGAAUGUUUUUUUUUUUUUCAUUCCUGGAUAGUUAAGAGAUGAUUAACAUGCUUGUAUUUAUAGUGUAUGUUAAUAUAAUUUAUGUUAAAAUUAUGCAAAUUAAUUGUGCUCAUAAAAUCUGGACAUUUUUUUCUGGCAGUUUUCAAAAUGUUUCUUUCGCAAUGUUUGAAAACAAAGGUUUGAAUCGUACGGUGUAGGCUGAACCAAUAUACAUAAAAGUUAGUAUUAGUCACUGCAGAUUUAUUUUGCAUUGAUCAUUAAGAAUAUCCCGUUCCCGGCAAAAAGUGUACAUGCAGGUUAUGCCAUAUCGUCCCUACCAAUGUUGAGACCAAACGUACACCCUUGGCGCACCACGACGCCAUUUGACAUUUUUGUUUCUCUGCAUAAUUACUCCUUUUUCAUUGCUGGACCGUAUUCCCCUGCUUUCUUUCAAUUUGGUACUUAUGUUUUUUUUUAACCUACCAUUUGUUGCUUUUAGGCAUUGUGGUGUUCAGGGACUAUGUAGAAAUAUUGAGGAGCUUCAUUCAAACCAUCCUAUAGCCAACCUGCCAUUUUUAUAUCUUACAAUUCACCUUGACAAGUAGUAAACAAUGAUUUAUGCAUAAAAUGCAAUAUAUGCUCCAAAAUGGAAAACUCAUGGUCGGGAAUAUCCGUGUCUUUUGUCGGACUCUGGCGCUGGCCGCCACUGAUAUAACUUUGUGCAAAUUAUACAUUUGAACUUUGCAAACAAUCAUGUGACCAAGAGAGAGAUGAGAUUGAAGUAAAUGAUUUAUUUAUUUAUUUAUUUGGGGAUUCGCUUAGUACCUAUGGAAGCAUAUUGCUAGCGCACCAAGAAACAAAAAAAAUUGAGUAUCACAUUAUGACAUGAUAAGUUUGACGUUACAGUGUGAUCAAUUUUAAGUUUUAUGCUUUAGAAAAGAAUUUAUUUAUAGGGGGAGGGCUGGCAGUGAAUGAUCAUGUUUCAGUAGCAUUGACACAACUGGGAGGGGCUUCCGCCAGUGACCUGAACUGCAAAUAAUUGCUUUGCGGUAAUUUAUCAGGGUAUAGAGCUGAACUGAUCAUGCUGAACAUUGUUAUUUUUCUGCUGUGGCAGCAAAUCAUUUCCGCGAUGGCCCCAAAUGCUUUCUACUUAACCUGCUGUGUUGCUAAUGUUGAUUAGCUUAUGAUGCAUAUUGUGUAUUUAUAAGAUAUAUUUUUAAAAUGCUUAAAAAAAGGUGAAAUUAUGUUAAGUUUUUCUCCUAGGUAAUCAAUAGCUUUAUUCUUAUUGGUUGAGUGUGUUGACGGGUAUGAAAAGGUUGUACAGUCUAAGAAAUGAAAUUGAAUCUAUUUAUUAACGUGAUGUGAAGCUUUUUGCAUCAAUUGAAGCUUUAUGUUCGCCAACUGACAUUAUAAAUAUUAAAAACUUGCUUUUUUGGGGCCAUUUUAAGCAGAAAACUUUGCUUUGUUGCUUCACUGUUUGUAAAUGAUGUGUGAUUAAUGUGUACAGUGAAAGCUGAUAGCUUAGCGACAAUGUACAUACUCUUGUUUUUACUAUAAAAUAUUGUGUGAACUUUAACCAUGUUAUUGUACACUUUUAAUUAAAUAUAUAUAUAUAUAUACAAAAAUAAAUCAUACUGAAAUAUUUGAUGCUUUAUUUUUCAGAAUCAACACUUUAAUUAGCCGUGCAGAUAUACAUUAUGGAAUGAGAAGUAAACAUGCAUUGCAUUUAUGUUUGUUGUGGAACAUUAAUGAAUGAAUGUAUACUGUAUUGUAAAGAACAGUGCGUGUGAGUAUGGAUUUGAUGUAUCAGCACAUAUCUGACAGUACUGCACAAAUAAAGUUGCUAUUUUCAGAGGAAAAUGUGUAUUUUUUU
Corythoichthys intestinalis (scribbled pipefish) is the source of this 6406-nucleotide messenger RNA. Its product is annotated as striatin-like. NCBI's taxonomy places the organism in Eukaryota, Metazoa, Chordata, Actinopteri, Syngnathiformes, Syngnathidae. The transcript is spliced from 18 exons. Gene Ontology annotation, molecular function: protein-containing complex binding; calmodulin binding; protein phosphatase 2A binding. The record is from RefSeq and is a predicted model, not a curated record. Bases 134 to 2398 code for a protein of 754 amino acids. Gene Ontology annotation, cellular component: dendrite.